CGUGUUCGAAAUUGGCUGGUGUACAGGGCAGCGCCAUGUUGACAAGAGGCGGUUGCUGCUAAGUGUGAAAUGGAGUUUUUUACACAGUGAACAGGCGCAUGUUGUGUUGUGAUGGACGAAUUUACGGAUGAUGAACGUGUGUGAGUGCUCGGGAAUUUAGUGAGCUGCGUGGCUCUAGGACGGUGCCGAUAAGUAACUAGUAGUGUCGGACCCAGAGGUGGACGGUCGCGAAAAUUUGCGUUACUGGGGUCUCUAAUCUCCUUAUAUACGAACGUGGAUGAGGCUUCGGCAAUCUAGUUAUCUUAACGAGAUUAUAUUAAGGUCCAACGUGACUAUAAGAGCAUGUCAGCGGUCAAACUUAAUCACCACACCCAGCUAACUACGAUGGUCGCCGUUCCAGGAAGUGUCAGUCUAUAGGUGUGUUUUGGUGUAGCCGGCGUGGAUGAUAUCAAAGAGGAGUUUGCGGCCCCAUCAACAAGAGCACGAACAUGCAGUGUUGUCAGUCAGAUGAGGCUAGAGAACAGAAACGUAUCAACGCCGAAAUCGAAAAACAGCUCCGACGAGAUAAGCGAGAUGCUCGCCGAGAACUCAAACUUUUACUCCUCGGAACUGGAGAAUCGGGGAAGUCAACAUUUAUCAAACAGAUGCGGAUUAUCCAUGGAGCCGGAUAUUCCGACGAGGACAAGCGCGGCUUCAUCAAACUGGUAUACCAGAACAUCUUCAUGGCCAUGCAGAGCAUGAUUAAAGGAAUGGAACUCCUGAAAAUCCAGUAUUGCGCGUCAUCCAGUCCGGAAAAAGCAGAGCUAAUAAAAAGUAUCGACUACGAAACAGUGACCACAUUCGAGAGCCCCUACGUUGACGCCAUAAAGGACUUGUGGAAUGACGACGGUAUACAGGAAUGCUACGAUCGACGCAGGGAGUACCAAUUGACAGAUUCGGCUAAAUACUAUCUUAGUGACCUGGAGCGAAUCCGGGCGCCUGAUUAUCUGCCGACCGAACAGGACAUCCUGCGGGCGAGGGCGCCCACCACCGGCAUCAUAGAGUACCCUUUUGAUCUCGACUCCAUUAUUUUUAGAAUGGUAGAUGUAGGAGGACAAAGAUCAGAAAGAAGAAAAUGGAUUCACUGUUUUGAAAAUGUAACUUCCAUUAUCUUUUUAGUAGCUUUAAGUGAAUAUGACCAGAUCCUUUUUGAAUCAGAAAAUGAGAAUCGUAUGGAGGAAUCGAAAGCGUUAUUCAAAACUAUUAUAACUUAUCCAUGGUUCCAACAUUCGUCGGUUAUACUGUUUUUAAAUAAAAAGGAUUUAUUAGAAGAAAAAAUAAUGUAUUCCCAUCUUGUUGAUUAUUUCCCAGAAUACGAUGGACCCAAGCAGGAUCAUAUUACAGCAAGGGAAUUUAUUCUGAAAAAAUAUUUAAGAGAAAAUCCUGAUCCUGAAAGAGCCUGUUAUUCACAUUUUACAACAGCAACAGACACUGAAAACAUUAAACUUGUGUUCUGUGCUGUAAAAGAUACCAUCAUGCAAUCUGCGUUAAAAGAGUUUAAUUUAGCUUAGACUACAGAUACGGAAAACAUUAAAUUUGUGUUCGCCGCAGUAAAGGAUACAAUUUUGCAGUCGAAUUUGCGAGAAUAUAAUUUGGUUUAGAAUUCGCUUGGAACCACACACAUCGGUUUUAAGCAGUACUGUUCGCUGAGUAAAAAGCGACGGCAAAAAAUUGUCACAGUGACGACGCAACUGCAUCAUUUACAAAAUAUCUAAAAAUCCUGAGGAUAAAAGUUAAGAAAAAAACAUAAAAGGACGUGUGAUUCUAAUUUUAAUUAACUGUCGAUUAAAUUUAUUUGUGUCCCAAGUGUGCGCUUAGCUUUAGUGGCUCUGCAAGGAUAAUUUAGUGCCAUUUUACAUAUAGUAAUGGUAUUUUUAUGGAUGAAGCCAAAGUGUAUAAUUUUUUGUUUAUUAAAGUGACUUUUAUUUCAUUACAUAAAAUUAGUAUUGUUAUAUUAAAUUAAUGUAGAGAUAGCAAGUAAGACUAAACUUUUACCUCAUUGAUUUGCAAGGUCUUUUCAGUGCUGCAGUCUUUAAGUUUCGCCAUCGGAACAGAUAUUUAUCAUUCAUGUAUUUAAUCUUCUGGCUUCUGUUUGUAUGUGUCACAAACAUCUUGUAUGUGUGGUGAAAAACUUGAUUGACUGAAUAUGCAAGUUUCAAAGCAAGUUGCACUGAUACAAAACAACAAACUUCAUCAUAGCUUCAUUUCUAUCGAUGUUACUCAGUUAGCGUUAUCCAUAACGGGUCAGUUUAAGUACAUAUGUCAUUGCCUAAGAUAGUAAAUAAAUAGGUAGAAUAAGUUUAGUUCAUCUUAUAGUGAGAUAUUAUGCCAUAACUACAUUUUCAAAUAAUUGUAUAUGUAACUUACAUGUGUACAUUUACAGUGUUAAAUUUCGAAAUAUCUUAAUAAAAGAUAAAAUAUUUGCAAAUAAAGGCUGUUAUUUUGUACAGAGCCACAGACCAUUUCUGUAAUCUGUUUAUAUAUAUAAUUUAUCGUUUCGUGUGCAAUUGAGAGCAGGCAUUUAGACUGUUUCGGUGGCUUCACCUUACAAAAACAGAAGUGUAAAAACAAGACUGCUUGUCUAAGGGAUGUUUGCAAUAAAGUGGGGUAUAUUCAUUCAGAAAGCGAUUAACUGGAAUUUAAAACUGUUAGUGAGCUUUCUUUGCAUUGUUCAGUUAAUAACUAUACUAAUUGCAAUUUUUAAAAGAUAUAUAAUAGCUGCUUUGUUUUUGUGUAGGGUGCCUGUGAAUGGAUUGACUGUGAUGAGAGUGAAUGAUGCUAUAGUUUGUAACAUUCUUGUCAAGUAUAGAAUUUUUUUCUGA
This is a messenger RNA of Aethina tumida (small hive beetle), 2861 nucleotides long. It is a transcript of the gene Galphaq, whose product is annotated as G protein alpha q subunit. Bases 489 to 1550 code for a protein of 353 amino acids. Gene Ontology annotation, molecular function: GTPase activity; guanyl nucleotide binding; G-protein beta/gamma-subunit complex binding. The record is from RefSeq and is a predicted model, not a curated record. Gene Ontology annotation, cellular component: heterotrimeric G-protein complex. Gene Ontology annotation, biological process: adenylate cyclase-modulating G protein-coupled receptor signaling pathway; phospholipase C-activating dopamine receptor signaling pathway. The transcript has 9 exons. Lineage: Eukaryota; Metazoa; Arthropoda; Insecta; Coleoptera; Nitidulidae.